Necator americanus (New World hookworm) is the source of this 834-nucleotide messenger RNA. RefSeq lists its product as uncharacterized. Lineage: Eukaryota; Metazoa; Nematoda; Chromadorea; Rhabditida; Ancylostomatidae. The coding region runs from base 1 to 834 and encodes 277 amino acids. The record is from RefSeq and is a predicted model, not a curated record. The transcript has 7 exons. Gene Ontology annotation, cellular component: extracellular region.
AUGUUCCACUUAUUGCUUCUCUUCGUACCGGGGAUCAUUGCAUACAACGUUCCGUUCCUGAACAGCGCUCAGGUUUCUCAUUCGGGACCUACCUCCUCUGCUGAAACGACACCGGAAGAAAAUAAUGGGAUUCAACGAGAAAAACGAGCGUAUUUUCUUCGACAAUUCCCAUAUUACAGUAAUAAUCUGUUGGUCACACCUGAUCCACCGAAUGAUUUCAUGAGAAAAUGGAUCACCUAUGAGCAUAAUCGCUAUCGACGAAUGGUCCCUGCAUCCGAUAUGAAUAUGUUGUACUGGUCGGACGAGUUAGCGGCAAGCGCCCAACAACAUGCGAACACUUGCGAUUUUCGACAUUCCCGUGGACGUGUGAAUGUUGGGGAAAAUAUUUGGGCCGCACCGUACAGUAACUAUUCGGAUGCGAUCUCAAUAUGGUUCAAUGAGGUUCAUAAUCCACGAUGCGGAUGCAAUCACGCUUAUAAACAUUGUUGUGGACAUUACGUGCAGGUGGUUUGGGCGAAAACGAAUCUGGUCGGAUGUGGUUUUGCACGAUGUCGUGACGUACAAGGAUUGUUCGGACGUGGACAUCGAAAUGUUUUCGUCUGUCACUAUAAUCCACAAGGAAACACGGUAUUCGUCACAGGAUCAGGACAGCUUUAUGCGGUACCCGCAUUCACGUGGGCGAGCGGGAACAAGGGACGCUGUUCGGAUUGCCCCGCGUCGGCACCGGCAUGCUUCCAAGGACUCUGCUACAUGCCAAACGAACAAGAACAUGUCGCCGCCGCCGCCACCACCACCUUCGUCGCCUCGGCCGGUGCUCGUCGACAACACGGGUGA